AUGGCAAUGACAGAAAAACCAAGGCCUUGCAGAAAGGAAAUGUACGUGGCCCUUUGGGGUGUGCCGCAAUUUGAUGAUGUAAAAGGACCUUCCUUCUGCUUAUAUCCCCCAACCCUACUCAACUGUUCGACCUCUGUGAAGUUGAAGAAGAUUUUGUUGCUGCAGCUUGAACAUGAGGGGUAUGCUUUAAGUUGGGAGGAUUUGCUUACAGGCUCCAAAAACCGAGUAAUCUUGAGUUAA
Molecule: messenger RNA, 240 nt
Organism: Prunus armeniaca (apricot)
Lineage: Eukaryota; Viridiplantae; Streptophyta; Magnoliopsida; Rosales; Rosaceae
Source: the annotation of a GenBank genome assembly